Malania oleifera is the source of this 1693-nucleotide messenger RNA. RefSeq names its product mannose-1-phosphate guanylyltransferase 1. Gene Ontology annotation, cellular component: cytoplasm. Gene Ontology annotation, molecular function: mannose-1-phosphate guanylyltransferase (GTP) activity; GTP binding. Gene Ontology annotation, biological process: GDP-mannose biosynthetic process; cell wall mannoprotein biosynthetic process. The record is from RefSeq and is a predicted model, not a curated record. The coding region runs from base 211 to 1380 and encodes 389 amino acids. The transcript is spliced from 4 exons. Lineage: Eukaryota; Viridiplantae; Streptophyta; Magnoliopsida; Santalales; Ximeniaceae.
UAUAAACGCCCGCCCGCGGAUAUAUCACCCGACGUUCGCUCUACCAACGAUCUCCUUACACCUUGCCUCUCCUUUCCUCCCCUUGCCUUUCGCGCCCUGGCGAUCAGUUAGGGCGUUGGAUUCUGUCGCCGACGAUCCAAGUCGAUUGACAAAAGCUCGAUUGCGAGCUCUAAUCUGGUUCUAUUCGAGGAAAGGCAGAGGCAUAUCACAAUGAAGGCCCUUAUUCUGGUCGGAGGGUUUGGAACACGGUUGAGGCCGUUGACACUCAGUGUCCCUAAACCACUUGUUGAUUUUGCCAACAAACCAAUGAUCCUGCAUCAGAUAGAAGCUCUUAAAGCUAUUGGCGUGAAUGAAGUGGUGUUGGCCAUCAAUUACCAACCUGAGGUGAUGCUUAACUUUUUGAAGGAAUUUGAGGCCAAGCUUGGGAUCAAGAUUACUUGCUCUCAAGAAACUGAGCCACUCGGGACUGCUGGCCCUUUGGCUCUUGCAAGGGACAAACUUAUGGAUGACUCUGGGGAGCCAUUUUUUGUCCUCAACAGUGAUGUUAUCAGUGAGUACCCACUCAAACAAAUGAUUGAUUUCCACAAAGCUCAUGGAGGAGAGGCCUCCAUAAUGGUAACCAAGGUAAAUAGUACUACUUCUUUCUUGCCUGGAUGCAUCCUAAGACUUGGACUUGAAGUAAAAAGAUUCCUGCUAUUUUGUUUACAGGUGGAUGAACCUUCAAAAUAUGGUGUGGUGGUUAUGGAUGACUCAACUGGGAAAGUUGAGAAAUUUGUAGAGAAACCAAAAUUAUUUGUCGGUAACAAAAUCAACGCAGGGAUAUACCUGCUGAACCCAUCGGUUCUUGAUCGAAUUGAGUUGAGGCCAACUUCAAUUGAGAAAGAAGUCUUCCCAAAAAUUGCAGCAGAGAGGAAGCUCUUUGCUAUGGUCCUCCCGGGAUUUUGGAUGGACGUUGGGCAGCCAAGGGAUUACAUCACGGGCCUGAGACUCUACCUAGAUUCUCUGAGAAAGAAAACACCAUCUAAGUUAGCCAUCGGUCACCAUAUUGUGGGAAAUGUCCUUGUGGAUGAGAGCGCCAAAAUUGGGGAGGGUUGUCUGAUUGGGCCUGAUGUUGCAAUUGGGCAAGGAUGUGUGGUUGAGUCGGGAGUUAGGCUCUCGCGUUGCACAGUGAUGCGUGGAGUUCGCAUCAAGAAACACGCAUGCGUUUCCAGCAGUAUCAUCGGUUGGCACUCCACUGUUGGGCAGUGGGCCCGUGUAGAGAACAUGACUAUUCUUGGAGAAGAUGUUCAUGUUGGUGAUGAAAUUUACAGCAAUGGUGGUGUGGUUCUGCCCCAUAAAGAGAUCAAAUCCAGCAUUUUGAAGCCAGAGAUCGUAAUGUGAGGAAGGUAUAUCUACCGUUGUUUGUGCAAGGAGAGAACAUGUGUAGGAUGUAGUAAUUUGUUGUGUUUGAUUGUGAGAUGAGUUUGUUUGUUUGUUUGUUUUUUUUUUGCCUUAUUCCUCUUUUCUCUUUGUAUCAUCUGCUGCAAGUGUAAAAGCCAGUCUCAGCAAGUUUUCAAGAGUGAUGGGGGGCUAAAAUGCUGAAGGGUCAUAUCAUCUGUUAAUGAUGGGUUUAAAUUAGUAUGGGCCUUUGGGGGUGGGAUGUGUACAUUUUAAUAAUGUUUUGUAUAUAUAAAUAAAGUGUUUCUUUGUGGUA